This is a messenger RNA of Tilletiaria anomala UBC 951, 1916 nucleotides long. Its product is annotated as DUF155-domain-containing protein. The transcript has 7 exons. The record is from RefSeq and is a predicted model, not a curated record. NCBI's taxonomy places the organism in Eukaryota, Fungi, Basidiomycota, Exobasidiomycetes, Georgefischeriales, Tilletiariaceae. The coding region runs from base 145 to 1863 and encodes 572 amino acids.
AUACAGACAUAUGUCGACAUCGCGAGCCUUAAGGACUAGCAUAAGCUAGAAGUGUUGAGCCCCUUGAAUCGCGAACUACUGCCGAGAGAGCGCGUGUGGGGAGCGGACUCUGCUUGUCGCAUCGGACGGACAGGCGCCAGUAAAAUGUCGGCGAUCAAGAUGCCUUCUGCGCUCAAGAAGCGCCCCAGCUCGCAUGGAUACCAAGGCGGAGCUGCGGGUGACAACGCCCGCCAAGGAAGUAGUCAGGGAAGGCGUCCGGGCCCAAGCCAUGUGGGGUCGGUCGACCGGCUACCGAGCUUUUACGCUGGGGGCGUGAGGCAGAAUGGCAACCAGGGGAAACAGAGAUCCGGCCCGCAGAGAUCAACAAAGGCGCUAGGAAAGCUCAAGAUUCUCCCAGAUGCAGGCGCUCCCGAUCAGCACAGGGGUUCGCCCAUCGUGCACUUGUCAACUGAGAGUCAAAGAGGGUCAGGCGAUGAGGAGAGCAGCGAUGACGACGUUGACCAAGAGGAUCACGAUGAACUCGCAGAGAGACAUGCACAGCUCAGUCAGAUUCCAGAAGGGUCCAUGCGAAGGGAUGCGAGGCGCUUGACGCGGAAAGCUCGAGCAAGCUUGCCCAGGGUAACAGCAUACAGUACAGCAACGUCCUAUCGCAUGCGAGAGCUGACAAAAUGGCUGCAAGCACGCAAGAACAGUCAUCGGACGAAUGCCAUGACGUUCGAUGAAUGUGUCUACUCCACUUACACUUACGAACUCAUCAACGCUUCGCACGGGACAUCUUCGCAGCUUUACGGCGUCUCUAACGGUCGCAAUGAGCCUUCGUAUCAUCAUCCACAACGCCACCAUCAUAGUAACAAAGAGUACUACCUCGACAGUCCCCGGGUGCGAGCACGAACAGGUGACUUGCUGGGCAUCCCCGAGCUAAGUAAUGAGUAUGAGGCGGAAGACGUCAGCGGAAGCGCCAACGGGAAUCGCAGCGAAAGCACGCAUGCGUCAUCCACCACGAUUGUCGACCACCAGGAGGACGGGUCAUAUGCUCAGGGCCACAUUGGCGAUGUCGGGGAGGAAAAUGAGGAAACACGGUUGCAGCGCGAACAAGCAGAGCAGGAGGCGAAGUUGCGUGAGGAGCAGCGCAGGCGCGAAGAGGCUCGGAGGAAACGUAAGGAACGAUUCCUGGUGAGGGACAUCAUACCGGAAAUCUUUGUGAUGGAGUACGGAACCAUCGUCAUAUGGGGGAUGACCGAGGUGGAGGAACGACGUUUUCUCAGGGAAUUGAAAAGGUUUGAAGUCGAAAGGCUCUCGCCAGAGGACAUCGAGAGCGAAGACCUCAAUUGGUAUCUUGCGGACUACAGUCGCAUCUACAACGAUGUUAUCACCCUACGCCGUGGCUCAAGCUACAUGACCAAGCUCUCACUCUCGCAUGCGCUUGCGCAGUCAACCAAGAUUAGCUUUUUCGAGGGGGUCAUCGAAAAUACAAUCGAUGCGACCAAGGGCAUCCCACAGAGUAUUGCCGAGAGCGGCAAAAUCGGCAUGCCUCCGGCGGACAUUAUGAAGCAGAUCGGCCAUCUUUUCAUCCUGAGAAUGAACAUCCACCUUGUCGGAUCCAUCGUUGACUCUCCCGAGAUUUUUUGGGCUCAACCGGAUCUCGAACCGUUGUAUUCGGCGGCGCGCAGCUAUCUCGAGAUCCCGCAGAGGAUCGACUUGCUAAACGCCCGCGUCGAAGUGCUGCAGGAUAUGCUUCAGCUGCUCAAGGAUCAAGUGUCUUCCAGUCAUUCGGAAUGGCUCGAGAUCAUCGUGAUCGUGCUCAUCGUAUUGGAAAUCAUCCUCGGUGUCGCCACCAUGAUCGUCGACCUCUACUUUGCGUAGAGACCUGGUUUCAAUAUGAUGCUGUAAAUGUUCUGUGCUAUACUAUUACAACA